ACCAAGUGCUCAAGUGCUCCAAGUGCUCCGAACCCCCAAACUCACACGUCAUUUGAGGUGUGCCCCGAGCCACUGCCGCCCCCCGUGCUCCGAGAUGCUCUCGGCAGUGGGCGCGGCCGUCCCAAUCCCAGCUGCGGGGAUCGAAUGCGUACUGGUGGUGCCACAGCACGGGGGAUCCGCGGCCACAAACCCCUCCAUGAUUUCGGCGACGAAAGGGAAAUCGCCCGGGUGCGAGUGGAGGCCAAACUUUGCGCCGAGCAGUGUGAGUGUGCGCAGCCACUGCCGCCGCCUCGGCAAGGUCCCGCCGCGCUCGACGAGCUCGUCCCGCCGUGACACCGCGAGCAUGCGGAGCCGGCUGCGCUCCUCGGAGCCGCGAGUGAGCAUCGCCGCGUGAAAGCUGAGGUGGACAAAGGAGGUGCUCAGCUGGGGGCGCGGGAGGCGGGAGGCAUUUCGUGGG
Emiliania huxleyi CCMP1516 is the source of this 457-nucleotide messenger RNA. RefSeq lists its product as hypothetical. The record is from RefSeq and is a predicted model, not a curated record. Lineage: Eukaryota; Haptophyta; Isochrysidales; Noelaerhabdaceae. The transcript has a single exon. The annotation marks the transcript as partial.